GGUCUAGCGCUACAUAAAAAAUAAAAAAGUUUUUAUUAAAUUUCUGUGAAUAUUUGUAUUAAAUAAUGUUGAAAAAUGGCAGCGAUUUCAGCAGUACAAGAGAACCACUCCGUUACAUGGGAACAUCAAGACCUUGCCCAGGUAAAAAUAAAAGUACUUCGUGGUCAUUUAGACAGUGUGAAUUCCUGUCAGUUCUUUGAGAACGAUAGCCGUGUAUUAUCGUCUUCAAAUGAUCAAACAGUUCGAAUUUGGGCAACAGAGUCAGGAAAGCAACUAAACACUUAUGAUGGACACACAUCAUUUGUGACAAACUGCCAUGCAGAUGACUGGAAUAAGAGAAUGGUGUCCGGAGGUUGGGACAAACAAAUGCUUGUAAGAGACAUUGCCACUGGACAAAUCUUGUGGCAGGCAAGUCAUGAGGGAGUAAUAACAAGUUGUAAUUACUCAAAUGAUGGUAAAUACAUUGUAAGCGGUGGUGAUAUGGAAUACUCUAUUAGUAUAUGGGAUGCUAAAGAUGGUAUACUCAUUAAAAAGCUAAAAUAUAAUACGAACACCAUCACAAGCUGCAAGUUCUCCCAAAGGCAGCACCGUGUAACUGUAACAUCCAUGGAUAGAACAACCAGGGUGAUUGAUAUGUGUAUGUACCAGGAUGAAUAUACAGCCAGUUUAACACUUAGAGGACAUGGAAAUGUGAUAUCUGAUGCAUCGUUUUCCAAUGAUGAAAGAAUACUGGCAACAGCUUCAUGGGACAAAAAUAUUCAGCUAUGGGAUGUCUCAUCAGGAACAUACAGAAAGACAGGGCCAGUCACACUCAAAAAAGGUCAUGAGGGUUCGGUCAGUUCUUGCAGUUUCAGUACAGAUGACAUGAUGUUAGUAUCAUCGUCAUUCGAUCAAAACCUUGUUGUUUGGGAUGUCCCAAAUUCUGUGCAAAAAUUCUCACUUAAAGGCCACAAUGGUUGGGUUAAUGAUGCUUCAUUCAGUAAAGAUCAAAGAUGGGUUCUUUCAUGUUCACAGGAUAAAACUAUCCGACUAUGGAACAUUGAAAACCUUGAUGAUCUGCCAGUUGUUUUAGAGCACAAGAAAAACAUUGGACUAAGAAUAAUUGAGUGUCAAAAAUGCAAAAAGCAAUUUUCCAUCACUCAAGUUGAUAAUGCUGAGAGGAAGAAACUUUGUGUGUUUUGCAGACUUGAUACUCGUACACUACCAUGAGCUCAAGAGCACACUGGAAUG
This is a messenger RNA of Dendronephthya gigantea, 1230 nucleotides long. Its product is annotated as WD repeat-containing protein 88-like. Bases 76 to 1209 code for a protein of 377 amino acids. The transcript has 12 exons. Gene Ontology annotation, molecular function: protein binding. Lineage: Eukaryota; Metazoa; Cnidaria; Anthozoa; Malacalcyonacea; Nephtheidae. The record is from RefSeq and is a predicted model, not a curated record.